This is a messenger RNA of Anopheles nili, 2301 nucleotides long. RefSeq names its product protein O-mannosyl-transferase 2 (gene twisted). NCBI's taxonomy places the organism in Eukaryota, Metazoa, Arthropoda, Insecta, Diptera, Culicidae. Gene Ontology annotation, cellular component: membrane; endoplasmic reticulum. Gene Ontology annotation, molecular function: dolichyl-phosphate-mannose-protein mannosyltransferase activity. Bases 1 to 2178 code for a protein of 725 amino acids. Gene Ontology annotation, biological process: protein O-linked glycosylation via mannose. The record is from RefSeq and is a predicted model, not a curated record. The transcript has 8 exons.
AUGGCUGCCGUUGCAGGUGACAAGGGAAAAUCCGGCCCAGAAAGCUCCACCGAAAAGGCAACCAGCACGAAACCGCGAUCGAAUGAUGUGGCGAGUGACAAAAGUGAACCAAAGAACUGGUGGUGGUUGAUGUUUGGUGUGAUUCUUCUGCUAACGGUUGGCACCCGGUUCUACAAUGUUACCGUGCCGGACCACGUGUGCUGGGACGAAACGCACUUCGGCAAGAUGGGCAGCUGGUACAUCAACCGGACGUUCUUCUUCGACGUGCAUCCGCCACUGGGCAAGAUGCUGAUCGGCCUGUCCGGAUAUCUGACCGGCUACGAUGGCACUUAUCCGUUUGAUAAGCCUGGCGAUAAGUAUAACGGCACGCACUACGAGGGAAUGCGAAUAUUCUGCACAGCCCUUGGGGCAGCGAUUGUGCCGAUGUCCUUCCACACCGUCUGGGACAUGACGCGCUCACUGACGGCAUCCACGUUCGCAGCCGCUUACAUCCUGUUCGACAUCGGUAUGCUCAUCCUGAACCGAUACAUCCUACUCGAUCCACCGCUCAUCUUCUUCAUGACCGCAUCCGUUAUGGGAAUGGCACGUGUUUCGCGCCUAACGCAAGAGGCGCGCAGUUUCACAACCACGUGGUGGGUCUGGUUGGCUCUCACCGGGGCAAUGUUGGCCUGCACGAUCAGUGUAAAGUUUGUGGGACUGUUCGUGGUGUUGCUGGUGGGUUUGCAUACGGCCAGUGAUCUAUGGGACGUACUCGGUGACUUGUCUCAACCCGUCUCACACACGGUCCGGCAGUUGGUGGCUCGUGCUCUCACACUUAUCGUGUUACCGAUUGUGUUGUAUGCUGGCUUCUUUUACAUACACCUGGCGGUGUUAAACCGCAGUGGCAGCGGUGAUGGGUUCUACAGCUCGGGCUUCCAGUCCAAUCUGGUCGGUAAUUCACUGUACAACGUGUCGAUGCCUCGGCAGGUGGCGUACGGUGCAGUUGUGACGCUAAAGAACCACAAAACGGGUGGAGGUUAUCUGCACUCGCACAACCACCUGUACCCGAAGGGAUUCGGUGCUCGCCAGCAGCAGGUCACGACGUACAGCCACAAGGAUGACAACAAUCGGUGGUUGUUGAAGCCUCAUGAUAAGCAGGCCCACGAGAACAUCACGCUGAUCCGGCAUGGGGAUCUCGUUCGAUUGGAACAUGUACCGACUAAGCGAAACCUACACUCGCAUCGUGAACAAGCGCCUGUGACGAAAAAACAUUUGCAAGUGACGUGCUAUGGCGAGGAAGGCCAGGGCGAUACAAACGACGUGUGGCUGGUGCAAAUCGUCGGUGGAAAACCAGGCCAGCUGGUGGAAACCGUCACCAGCCGGCUCAUCUUCUACCACUACAUCGAACGGUGCGUCCUGACGACCUCGAGCAAGCAGCUGCCCAAAUGGGGCUUCGAGCAGCAGGAGGUGUCCUGCAAUCCGAACAUCCGCGACAAAGCCGCCCAGUGGAACGUGGAGGACAAUCAGUUUGACAAAUUGCCGAGCGUUAACUUUCAGGUUUACGCACCUGGCUUCAUUAGCCGGUUCUUCGAAUCCCACGCCGUCAUGCUGCAGGGCAACGCCGGGCUAAAACCAAAGGAAGGCGAAGUCACCAGCCGACCGUGGCAGUGGCCCAUCAACUAUCGGGGUCAGUUCUUCUCCGGUUCCGACCAUCGCGUUUAUUUAUUGGGCAACCCAAUCAUCUGGUGGAGCAAUUUGGUAUUUUUAGCGCUCUUUUUAAUCAUCUUCGGCGUGGAGAUUAUCAGAUAUCAACGCAACUCCUCGACCGCCGUCGGUCCGGCGCCGGUUCCUUCCACGGAAAAUGCCGCCAAAUGGCAACUGCUGCGAGCCGCCCUGUGGCUAUUCGGAGGCUGGAUGAUUCACUACCUGCCGUUCUACGCGAUGGGCCGUGUCCUGUACUUCCAUCACUACUUUCCGGCGCUCGUUUUCAACUCCAUGCUUGCGGGUGUAAUGCUCGAUUACAUCACCGCUCGGUUGCCAGCCUGGUUGCGCCAUGCUUGCCUCGGAUCGGCGAUGGCUGGGUUGGUGUACAGCUUCGUCCUGUUUUCUCCACUCGCGUACGAAAUGAGCGGCCCGUUCAGCCACGAACCCAACUCAACGCUAGCCUCGCUCAAGUGGAUGAGUAGUUGGGAGUUUUGAGGUGUAAUUUGCACCCCAUCAUUUAAACGUGUAACGUCAACGAUGAGAUUCCGGCCAAUUCAAACGCGCACCGUUUCAAAAUACUCGCUAUUGCAUUAAGAAAAUCCCACGUCUUGCCACCGU